Molecule: messenger RNA, 2923 nt
Organism: Myiozetetes cayanensis
Lineage: Eukaryota; Metazoa; Chordata; Aves; Passeriformes; Tyrannidae
Gene: TUSC2
Product: tumor suppressor 2, mitochondrial calcium regulator
Biological process (GO): inflammatory response; regulation of mitochondrial membrane potential
Cellular component (GO): mitochondrion
Source: RefSeq, a predicted model, not a curated record
AUGGGCGCCAGCGGCUCCAAGUCGCGGGCUGGCUCCUUCGCCUCGCCGGCGGCGGGCGGCGGCGGCCCGGAGGCCCCGGCGGGCGAGCAGGCCCUGGCCCGGGCGCGGGCCGCGCGCGCCGCCACCCCCUUCGUGUUCACACGGCGCGGCUCCAUGUACUACGAUGAGGACGGGGAUCUUGCUCACGAGUUCUACGAGGAGACAAUCGUCACCAAGAACGGGAGGAAGCGCGCCAAGCUGAAGAGGAUCCACAAGAACCUGAUACCUCAGGGCAUAGUGAAACUAGAGCACCCUCGCAUUCACGUGGAUUUCCCGGUGAUCAUCUGCGAGGUGUGAGUCCCAGACAUCUCUGCCUGCGGGCGGGAGGCCCUGCCCCACCACCCCCAGCCUCGCCGGGCCAGGCUGCGCCGUGUUCCCACCCGAGGAGGACUCCGGGCGCACGGCAGGACGGUGGCUCUCCCCUCGCCCGGAGGUGAGGCAGGACGGAGCAGGCCCUCGCAGGAGAUGGGUGACCUUGUGCAACAACUGCUUAAAAACAUCCUCGCUUGAGUCAGAAGACUAAAAUACCUUUUGUAGCCUGUAGCCCACGUGUGAUGGGUAACUGGAACUGCAAACGAGCUGCUGUGUGUGAGCUGUUAAAGGGAGAGCGAGCCCACACUUCUCACCGUAGAGAACCCCCUGCUUCUCAGGUAUGCGGCCCAGGGAGGGCCAGGGCACAGUGACCCGCUGCCCGAGGCCUCUGGGGCCCGCAGGUUAGAUGGCCAGUGUUGCAGUGUGUCCCUUGACGUGGGUGUGAGGUGAUGCUCCCCUGGAUGGGUCCGUUGAUGGAGGAUGAACAGGGCAGGCUGAGGGGUCUUGAAGCACAUCUGGCUGGCUGUUGCAUUCCUCUUGGGAAGGGGAUGGAGAUCAGAUGCCUCUCUCCUGGACCUCAGUCUCUUCCCCCUGUGCGUUUCCCCGCUUAUGCUGGCUCUGGGAAGGUUGGCUUUGCUGCUGCCUGCUGGAGAUCUCUGCAGUCCAUAGCCACUGCUGGUGGCAGCAGGGUCCCAGCUCUGCAGCAGACUUGCCACCCCCAUUGGCACACUGCCUCCUGCUGAGCACCGUCCCUCAUCCGCUGCAGGGCCAGGCUGCCAGGCAGUGUCCUCACCCCCCGCUGCUGUUUGAAAGUACCUCCCUGGAGGGUGGGCCUUGACUGAGCCAAGCAGGAAAGGAAUCCUCUCUCUUCCUUCCCUGUCCCCCGAAACAAUCAAUUGGUGUACCUGCCCCGGCUUGGAAAUCUCCCUGGCGAUGUGAACUGUGGUUCCUCCCCAUCCCAGCUGGCGGCAGAAGGGAAGCGCGAUGCACUUUAAAGGGGGAAUUUCUACCCCGCCUUGGAAGGUCCUGCUCUUCUCUCUUCCCUCCUGCACGAGGUCUUGGUGGCACCGAAAAAGCUCUCACUCCUGUGUGUUGCCAGGUGUUGGGGGAAAGGCCUGACCCCAAAUGCCCCUCGCCAGCACAAGGAGUCCCUCCUCCCUGCUUGGCUAUGCCUGGACCGGGCAGGCAGAGGAGGACCGGCAGCAGGCACAGCUUUAAAGUGGGUCAGAGCCUGCUCCCCACAGCAGCCGGCUCGGCUUUCCUCCUCUUUCGUCCCAGAACUUAUUUACUUUCUAAGCACUUCAGACGUUUGCUACCUCGAUUUUUAAUUUAAGCUGCUGGCACUUGGCUGCCAGCCCCGUCAGUGUCUACGUUGGAUGUAUCCAUCGCCGCGUCCGUUGAGAGCCGCCCGGGCGUGGGGCCACAUUCCCGGCUUCGGGGAGAUAACGGCGGCGUGGCUGUUGCCGUCUUCCUGUCACCACCUCUUCCCUUCACGUCCCUCCACCCGCUGUUCCCAUCGGCAGGAGCGAGCACGCAGGGUGAAGUGGAUGUGCUGGCUGCCACCAAGCAGGAAAGUGGGAGGGCAGGGCUUGUCUACACUGUGAUGCUGGGCACUUCUCUCGACAUCUUUUGUUCUGCUUGCUUGAAAGAGUCUUGUCUUAAAACAAUCCCCCACUGAAGUGUUUCUUAUUCACACCACCUGCUCCUGAGUUUCUCCCAGGCUGGAGCUCCCUGGGCAGGGCAUCCCCUCAGGCUCUGCAGGAGAGCAGGAGCUGCUGUCCCCAGGAAGAGGAGAGAAAACCACGCACUGUCUGUGCCGCCUUGCCCCGCUGCUCUCUGAGGGCACAGGAAGCUGCACUUAACCCGCUAUGGGUACUGGGAAGGCGAAGGAGGAGUGGGGAGAGGGUCAGUGCUGUUUGCCUGUCCCAGUGGGGAACCCCUCACAGGGCUGUCAGCUGAAAAUCUGCUGGCAAGGCAGGGUUGAACACCAGGGGAGGGGGCAGAGACUAAGACUGGCUUAGCAAGGAUGCUUUUGUCCUUCCUGACAGGCUGCCCACCCUUCCCCCAGGGCAUUAAACAUGCUUCCCCAAAAAAACAGGCCUUCUCCCACCCCUCUACCCCUCUAGUGUCAUGGGAGUGGCAGCGAACCUCUGCAGGCUGCCAACAAACUGCAUCCUGCCCUGUUUCUUCCCAGGCUGGUCGCCACAGCAGCCAGCCCCCAGGCCCCUCCAGCCUUCCUGCAGCAGCAGGGCCUUGGGAGCACCUGGAGGGGUCUUAAAAAUGUGAAGGUCACUGUAAAUAGUAUUUGUGUCCACUGUGGUGUUGGAGCAAGCAAAAAAAAAAAAGGAAAGUUUUCCUUUUGAUUCUUUUUUUUUUUUUUAAUGAUUUCUGUGUGAUGUUGUGCUUUCCUGUGUGGAUGUGUAGCCGUACUCACUGACACUAGGCUCCUUGCUCCUCUAGCGUGUGGGUAGGACCCAUGGGUUUGGGAAAUGUACACUAUUUACGGUCCUUCCUCCCAGUGCAUCUGUCCACUUUUGUUAAAUUUCAAUAAAAUUAUUUGUAGAGCCUGCAA